This is a messenger RNA of Salvelinus namaycush (lake trout), 1600 nucleotides long. RefSeq names its product lipase member H-like. Lineage: Eukaryota; Metazoa; Chordata; Actinopteri; Salmoniformes; Salmonidae. The transcript is spliced from 11 exons. Gene Ontology annotation, biological process: lipid metabolic process. The coding region runs from base 1 to 1341 and encodes 446 amino acids. Gene Ontology annotation, molecular function: carboxylic ester hydrolase activity; lipase activity. The record is from RefSeq and is a predicted model, not a curated record.
AUGAAAGAAGAAGUUGGGGUUCACAGCCAGAAUAGUGGUGUAGGAGCACUGUGUGAUGACUUUACAGACCUGGACUUCCAUGAGUGCUUCCUCGGGACCACCCUGAACAUUAAGCUGCUGCUCUACACCAAGUAUAACCUACGCUGCGGCAGAGAGUUGAACCACCACCAGCUGUCCUCCCAGCCACUCUUCAACCUCUCCCUGCCCACGGCUUUCGUCAUCCACGGCUACCGGCCCACCAGGGCCCCUCCGUUCUGGGUGGACCACGUCGUCCAGCUGCUGUCUGAGCAGGAGGACAUGAACAUCUUGGUAGUGGACUGGAACAGAGGAGCUGCUAACCUCAACUACUUCACUGCUGUGACCAACACACGACAGGCUGCCAACAACCUCACCGGCUUCAUACUCAACAUGCAGGCAGAGGGAGCGCCUCUGAGUUCGGUCCACCUGAUCGGGUCGAGUCUGGGAGCUCACCUGGCUGGGUUCGUAGGAGCAAACCUGAAGGGCAAGAUCGGCCGCAUCACAGGUCUGGACCCAGCGGGGCCCAUGUUCACUGGAGCGACACCUGAGGAGAGACUAGACCCUUCAGACGCCAUGUUUGUAGAUGUACUACACACUGACAUGAACUCGUUUGGUCUCAGAGGUCAACAUGGUCAUAUUGACUACUACGCCAACGGAGGAUCUGACCAGCCAGGCUGCCCCAAGACCAUCUUCUCAGGGAAGUCAUAUUUCAUGUGUGACCACCAGCGCUCUGUGUUCCUGUACCUGUGUGCUCUCAACCGAACCUGCAGUCUCACAGCCUACCCCUGCUCCUCCUACAGCGACUUCCUGGACGGCCGGUGCCUGCAGUGUGAGGCUUUUAAGCCCGCACCCUGCCCUAUGCUAGGUUAUGACGUCAGCAGGUGGAGGGAUAUUCUGCUGCGAUUGGGUCAGACCAAGGUAUACUUCACCACCACUGCCACGUUGCCCUAUAAAAAGGUCAGCUACAGGGUGGACAUGGUGACAUGGAACCGGUACCCACGCUGGGGAGUCCUCAUCCUCAGACUCCACAGUGGCAGGAACUUCACUGAGGCACGCAUUGACCGUAAGCUGUUCAGGUUUGAGAAGUACACCUCCACCCGUCUGUUGGUCCAGUUUGAUGAGGACCUUCAGCCCAUCCAGAAGAUAUCCCUCAGCAUUGCUACCAGAAACGUGAUAGGCCCUCGCUACAAAAUCCGACUAAUCCGCAUCCGCCUCGCCCCCCUGGAGCAACCCGACAGGCCGCUGAUGUGUCGCUAUGACAUCAUCAUGGAGGAGAAUAUUGAGGUGGCGUUCCGCCCUCUGCCCUGCGACCCUCGUCUCUGAGCCACCACCAGAGGGCACUCUCCUCACACACAGGGCCUCCCCAGCCACACACCCAAAUGAACCACAAGGGGCAGACAGUUGACAUCGUCCCCCCCACACUGCUUCUGCCGUUGUAUGGUCUAGCCAGGCUGCAGGAUCACAUGCUUUGGCAUAGACGGUGAAGACUAGGUGGAGCCAACACUGUGUUUCUUACAGCUCUCCAGUUCUAUGAGAUCUGAUUGCAGUGUGGAUUAGGGGUCAUCUUGGUUGGAAAACACAA